Gavia stellata (red-throated loon) is the source of this 2493-nucleotide messenger RNA. It is a transcript of the gene RNF43, whose product is annotated as ring finger protein 43. The record is from RefSeq and is a predicted model, not a curated record. NCBI's taxonomy places the organism in Eukaryota, Metazoa, Chordata, Aves, Gaviiformes, Gaviidae. Gene Ontology annotation, molecular function: frizzled binding; ubiquitin protein ligase activity. Gene Ontology annotation, biological process: ubiquitin-dependent protein catabolic process; Wnt receptor catabolic process. Bases 1 to 2493 code for a protein of 830 amino acids. The transcript is spliced from 9 exons.
AUGAGUGCUGGCCCCCAGCUGCAGCUGGCUGUCCUCUGGCCUUGGCUGCUCAUGGCGACCCUGCAGGCAGGACUGGGCCACACAGGGCUGGUGCUGGCGGCGGCGGUCGAGUCGGAGAGGUCGGCGGCGCAGAAAGCCAUCAUUAGGGUGAUCCCCCUGAAAGUGGAGCCGAUCAUACUGGAAGGGGAGUUUGCAAACGUUGCAGAGGUGACGCCGGCCGAAGGAAAACUGCUCCAGUCCCACCCGCUGUCCCUGUGCAACACCAGCGAGGAUGAACACACUGAAUCGGGAUUCAUCACCAUUGUCAAGCUUGAACAGCCGGAUCGGGAUCCCAACCCCUGCCUGUCGCUGGCUAACAAGGCAAAGCUGGCGGGGGAGCGUGGAGCCCGUGCAAUCCUUUUUGACAUUACCGAUGAUGAAAGUGCUGCUGAUCAGCUAAGAAAGCCCAGAGGUCUGAGUCAGCCUGUGGUUCUGAUCAGGGGCCACGAUGCUGAGCUUCUCAUGGGUGUCGUGAACAAGAACAGAGAAGCCCACGUGAAGAUAGAGGUCAAGGAGCCACCAGCUUGGCCAGACUACGACGUGUGGAUUCUUCUCACGGUGGUCAGCACCGUGGUUGUCAUCAUUUUGAUUUUUGUUGUCCGCACGAAGUGCCAGCUGAACAGGACUCAGGACUCCCUGCAGCAGCAGACCAUGCAGGCCAUCGGGCAGCUGGCCACGCGCGAGUACCAGGCAAGGUGCCGGCAGGCGUCGCGGUGGGACUCGGCCAGCAGCUGCAGCUCAGCCCCGGUCUGCGCGAUUUGCCUGGAGGAGUUCAGCGAGGGCCAGGAGCUGCGGAUCAUCUCGUGCUCCCAUGAGUUUCACCGGGAGUGUGUUGACCCUUGGCUGCAGCAACACCACACGUGUCCGCUUUGCAUGUUCAAUAUUCUUGCCAGAGACUCGGUGGACCAGGUCACGGCUGCUGGCUCCAGGCUGGCCCCUCGGGACAUGGAGCCCGGACGGCGACUCCACCUUUUCCGCCAGCACCCGGGACAUGCCCUUUACCACCUCCCACACCCGUAUCCUCAGAGGAACCUCAGGAGCUUUCCCCCGGAGCCAGCCCAUGGCAACCCCUUCUUCCACUCUCCGGAGCUCUCCCAGCUGGAUUUUGGCACCAUCCACUACAUGCCCUACAGGCCAGCCACCUCCCUGCUCGCCUGCGGCCACCCAUCCCCGGGCUUGCUGGGCCAGCAGCAUCCCAACCCCUCGGCGUGCGGGCAGACGCUGCCACCCCACAGGACUUGUUCUCUCCAGCCCCAGCCCCCCUGCCUGGGGCUGAAGGCAGCCCUGGCGCAGAAGCAGCACCGUGCACCCGCCCUGCGCCGGGGGAUCGGCCAUGGGCACCAGCACAACAGCAGCGGCUCCGGGGAGAGCUAUCUCACGGAGCACAGCGGGUACCUGGCAGACGGGCCGGGCAGUGACUCCAGCUCAGGGCCCUGCCACGGUUCCUCCAGUGACUCCAUGUUGAACUGCACAGACGUCAGUCUGCAGGGCAUCCACGGCAGCUGCUCCACUUUCCGCAGCUCCCUCAGCAGUGACUACGACCCCUUCGUGUACUGCAGCUCGGAGGGACCCGCCACAGACAAUGGCCAGGAGCAGCCGCGGCAGCCAAGGGAGACGCGGCCCAGGUCCUUGGACCUGAUGGUGCCUGGGGGUGCUGCUCCAGCCAAGCCCCAGGUGCUCAGCCACGUCCACUACCACCACCACCAGCACCAUCACUACAGAAGAGAUGCAGAGUGUCCACCCGGGCGAGCCGGGCAGGGGCCUGGGCAGCGCAAAGCCCGGUACUCUGGGGCCAAAGUUGGCUUCCAUGGUGCUCGGACACAAAAAAGGGCUGAGAAAAGCCAUCACUGUCAGCAGCCUCUGGAAAGCAGCGCUGUGCUCCGGGAGGCAGCUCCGGCAGGACAGCCAGCCUGUCCACAGCAAGGCCGGGAGCCCCCUCAUGCCCCCUCCGCUUCUCCAAACAGGUUGGACUUCAGUGUAGAGGCCAACAGACAAUCCGGAGCAGCUGGCACAUCCCCUGUGUCGCUGCCCCCGAGACACAGCUUACAGAGCCGUCAUCACCGAAGGAAAAGAAAGUGUCCCCUGGAGCCCGACCCCGCUCUCCUGCCCGAGGACUCAGCCUUGCCCAAAGCCUGCGAUGCUCACGUUCCUCACAGCCAUCCCGCUGGCUACCACUGCUCGCCCGAAGUCCAGCCCCUGAUCCCAAGCGCUCCCCUGCCCUGCAGCUUGGGCUCUCGGCCGCUCUGGAAGUGUUUAGUGCCGCAGUCCGGCUCAGAGCUGAAAAAGCAGGAGGAGGGGUUGUCAGGACGGGAGGGAAACCGCACAGUUCCUGCUGAUUUCUCAGGGACGGGCACCCACAGACAGAGUCUGAGUCUUCACCUUCACUGCCCGUCUCAGCAGGGUAGUCAGGGAUCUGCAGAAGAGGUCCAGGAUAUCCAUGAGCACUCAGUUUAA